Messenger RNA from Malus domestica (apple), 2756 nucleotides. The record is from RefSeq and is a predicted model, not a curated record. Lineage: Eukaryota; Viridiplantae; Streptophyta; Magnoliopsida; Rosales; Rosaceae.
AAUUUUGAGACCGUGUGCCAUGGAACCGGUAGCUCCCCCUCAACGUCAGCUCUGAUUAUAAAUACAAGAUGGUGUUCUUGGAUGAGAUUGUCCAUCUUUUACAUGCUUUCUAGAACUUCGCUACAAUGGCUUUAAUCCCAUGGUUUCUCCUUCUCAUCAGCCUCAUAUCUACUCUGCCAGUUGAUGUCACUCUAUCUGCUGAUCACCAGGAUAACCGGAAGGCAUUCAUAAAAGAUGCAUUUUGAACAAUUCCGUUUCUCUGCUCAAAAUAUGUUCAUUAAUUAAUUUAAUCUUCUGAUCUUGGAUAUAUUAACUGCAGGAUUAUAUUGUGUAUAUGGGUGACAAGCCAAAGCCAGAGGUUUCCACCACUACCACAUCAGCUCUUCAUGUAAACAUGCUACAAAACGUCAUCGAUGACAGGUUUAAUUAAUUAUCACAUAUGAUAGUGGGCUUAGUUAUAUAUACUGAUCACUGUUUGAAAAUACUCGCAUCGAGGGCCUUAGCGGGUGGCUUGCCGUCUAUAUUUUGUGGGAGUCGGCGAAAAACUCGCAUAGCUUCGUCGGGGCGUGCCUCAGGACGUUUGAUUGGGCGUCAGUUUUGUAUAAAGCAAUAUUGCGCACGAAUCUCUGCUUCUGCACAGCUACAAGAGAACCUUCAAUGGCUUUGCUGCCGAGCUAACAGAGGAAGAAGCACAGAAGUUGGCUGGAAUGGAUGGUGUGGUGUCUGUUUUCCCUAGUGAAACUAAGAAGCUCCAAACAACACGGUCAUGGGACUUCAUUGGGUUUCCUAAAAUAGUGAAGAGAAGCGCCAUUGAAACUGAUAUCAUUGUCGGGGUGAUUGACUCUGGAAUUUGGCCUGAAUCUGCCAGCUUCAGUGACGCCGGGUUUGGUCCACCCCCCAAAAGGUGGAAAGGCGCAUGCAAGGGCGAAGGCAAUUUUACUUGCAACAAUAAAAUUAUCGGAGCACGGUAUUACCGCGGUCAACCCUACCCACAAAAUAGCAGUGAUAUCUUGUCUCCGAGGGACACGGAUGGCCAUGGAACCCACACUGCAUCAACAGCAGCAGGGAACUUAGUUAGCAAGGCAAGUCUGUAUGGUUUAGGGUUGGGGACAGCAAGAGGAGGCGUGCCAUCAGCACGCAUUGCGGUGUACAAAGUUUGUUGGUUAGAUGGGUGCCCGGAUGCUGAUAUUCUAGCGGCAUUCGAUGAUGCCAUAGCUGACGGUGUUGACAUACUCUCUGUCUCCCUUGGGGGGUUUAAACCGUUAGAUUAUUUCAGAAAUUCCAUUGACAUUGGAGCUUUUCACGCUUUAAGAAAAGGAAUAUUCACUUCCGCGUCUGCUGGUAAUGAAGGGCCAAACCUGAAAACUAUUACAAACUUUGCACCAUGGUAUCUUGCUGUGGCUGCUAGCACCAUAGAUCGCCACUUUGAUACCAAGGUUCAAUUGGGAAACCACAAAAUUUAUGAGGGAAUAGUAACAAACACAUUUGAACUCAAGGGUAAAUUCUACCCCAUAGUAUAUGCUGCAGACGUUCCAGAUACGGCAGCUGGUUACGAUGGGGAAACAUCCAGGUUAUGCCGAAUAGGCACGUUAGACAAAAAAUUGGUGGAGGGUAAAAUUGUUCUUUGUGAUGGGCCUACUGGGUAUGGGGCUAUAUAUGCAGGCGCAUUUGGUUAUGUUUUGACAAGCCGAAUAGCAGCAGAUGUAAUCGAUCCUGUUCCAGUACCAGCAGCUUCCGUUUGGUUCCACGUUGGUAACGAAAUUGCCCAUUACUUAAACUCAACCAGGAACCCAACAGCAACAAUUUGGAAAAGUACUGAGGGCAUGGAUGCACUGGCCCCAUACGUACCUUCAUUCUCAUCAAGGGGUCCAAAUCCAAACACUCCUAACAUUCUCAAGCCAGAUAUCGCUUCUCCUGGAGUUUCCAUUCUAGCAGCAUGGCCUCCAAUUGCCCCAGUUUCAGGUUUUGAAGGUGAUGACAGGGUAACUGCAUACAAUAUAUUAUCGGGGACAUCAAUGGCAUGCCCACAUGCUGCGGGCGUGGCUGCAUACGUCAAAUCAUUUCACCCCAAUUGGUCACCUGCUGCUAUCCUGUCAGCUCUUACGACUACUGCCAAACCUAUGCGUGCAAAUCUUAACCCUGAAGCCGAAUUCGCAUACGGUGCUGGCCUAAUAAAUCCUAGUAGGGCUCCGUAUCCUGGUUUGGUAUACGACGCUGCUGAAAUCGAUUACGUAAAUUUUUUGUGUGCACAUGGCUAUAGUACCAGAUUAUUGAAAGCUCUUACCGGGAAUAGCCAUAGCUGCUCAUCAUCACAAUCUAGUCAUGGAACACUCAGUGAUCAUCUAAACUAUCCUUCUGUUGCACUUUCCACCUCGAACCCUAAAUCCGUCAAUGGCAUUUUCAAUAGGACCGUCACAAAUGUUGGAUCACCGAAGUCCACAUAUAAAGCUAAAGUGAGUGCACCACCAGGACUUGAAAUCAAAGUUAAUCCAAGCGUUCUAAAGUUCACAUCUCUCGGGCAAAAGCUAUCGUUUCAAGUCACGGUGAAAGGGUUGAUUGAAAAAACCAUAGUCUCCGGUUCUCUAGUGUGGGAUGAUGGUAAAUUCCAAGUGAGGAGCCCCAUUGUUGUGUAUUUUGUGUUUUGAGAACAAAGUAUGUGUAAUAAUGUAUGAUGCAUGAAUAAGCAAUUGCAUGAAGCUUUAAUAUGAUGUAGUACCUCGAAAUUUGAAAUGUACCCAUUUAAGGAUAUUUUAUAA